Marmota flaviventris (yellow-bellied marmot) is the source of this 2102-nucleotide messenger RNA. Lineage: Eukaryota; Metazoa; Chordata; Mammalia; Rodentia; Sciuridae. The record is from RefSeq and is a predicted model, not a curated record.
GGCUCCAGUGGUCAUAUGAGGCUGGAAAAAUAUAUAGAUGCAGCACUGCGGCCUUUCCAGAUGUUUGAGUGUGAUACUCCAGUGAGAAAUUGAUCCCUUGGAUUAGGUAACUAGUCAUAAUGAAGAAAAUUAGUCUUAAAACCUUCCGGAAGUCUUUUAAUUUGAAUAAAAGUAAAGAAGACACUGAUUUCAUGGUAGUACAACAGCCAUCCCUAGCCAGUGACUUUGGAAAAGAUGAUUCCUUGUUUGGUAGCUGCUACGGUAAAGAUAUGGCCAGCUGUGAUAUCAAUAGCGAAGAUGAGAAAGGUGGGAAAAGCAGAUCCAAGAGCGAGAGCCUGAUGGGGACCCUGAAAAGGCGACUUUCUGUGAAGCAGAAGCCCAAGGGCAAGGGCAGCACGCCCUCGGGGGGCUUGGCUGAGGAGGACACCUUCUCCUCCUCCUCGGCUCCUGUGGUCUUCAAGGACGUCAGAGCUCAGAGGCCCAUCAGGUCCACUUCCCUCCGCAGUCACCACUACAGCCCCACGCCCUGGCCUCUCCGACCCACGAACUCUGAGGAGACCUGUAUCAAAAUGGAGGUGAGGGUCAAAGCUUUGGUCCACUCUUCUAGUCCAAGUCCUGCGCUGAACGGGGUUCGAAAGGAUUUCCAUGACCUUCAGGCUGAAACUGUGUGCCAGGAGCAGAAUGGUUCCCUCAAGCGUUCAGAUUCUCCCCACGGAGACUUGCAUCUCCACCUGGAGGAACACGUGCCUGUAGUUAUUGGACUUGUGCCUCAGGACUACAUUCAGUACACCGUGCCUUUAGACGAGGGGAUGUGUCCUUUGGAAGGAUCGCGCAGCUAUUGUCUGGACACUUCUUCGCCCAUGGAGGUCUCUGCGGUUCCUCCUCAAGUGGGAGGGAGCUCUUUUGCCGAAGAUGAGAAUCAGGUAGACCAGGACCUAGUUGUUGCCCCAGAGAUCUUUGUAGACCAGUCAGUGAAUGGCUUGUUGAUUGGCACCACAGGAGUCAUGUUGCAGAGCCCCAGAGCAAGUCAUGAUGAGGUCCCUCCACUCUCGCCAUUGCUACCUCCAAUGCAGACUAAUCAGAUCCAAAGGAACUUCAGUGGGCUCACGGGCACAGAUGCCCAUGUGGCUGAAAGUAUGCGCUGUCAUUUGAAUUUUGAUCCUAACUCUGCCCCUGGGGUGGCAAGGGUUUAUGACUCUGUGCAAAGUAGUGGUCCCAUGGUUGUGACAAGCCUUACGGAGGAGCUGAAGAAACUUGCAAAACAAGGAUGGUACUGGGGACCAAUCACACGCUGGGAGGCAGAAGGGAAGCUAGCCAACGUGCCCGAUGGUUCUUUUCUUGUUCGGGAUAGUUCUGACGACCGUUACCUUCUAAGCUUGAGCUUUCGUUCCCAUGGUAAAACACUUCACACUAGAAUUGAGCACUCGAAUGGUAGGUUUAGCUUUUAUGAACAACCAGAUGUGGAAGGACAUACAUCCAUAGUUGAUCUAAUCGAGCAUUCAAUCAGGGACUCUGAAAAUGGAGCUUUUUGUUAUUCAAGGUCUCGGUUGCCUGGAUCUGCAACCUACCCCGUCAGACUGACCAAUCCAGUGUCACGGUUCAUGCAGGUGCGUUCUCUGCAGUACCUGUGUCGUUUCGUUAUACGUCAGUAUACCAGGAUAGACCUGAUUCAGAAACUGCCUUUGCCAAACAAAAUGAAGGAUUAUUUACAGGAGAAGCACUACUGAAAGAUUGAGAACCCUGCAUCUUGCACUUUGGGAAUAAGAAAAAGAGAUUGAGAUACAGUUUACAACUUUCAUUGCCAUCAGAAUCUUUUGCUGCCAUAACUAUUUUAAUUUUAUGUGUAAGAGUCAACAGUUUGUUAAGGGGUGGGGAAGUGUCUGCAAGGUGUCUUGGGUUUAUUUUGGUUCUUUAAAAAGGGAUGUCUUGAGAUUCUAGAAGUGUGAAUUAUCUUUCAUUAGUGUGCCGAAUAAUCGCAAUGUGAAUUAUCAGAUUCUCCUUGAUGCCCCCCCCCCGUCCUUUGCUGCUAUCCACUGUGAUUUUUAUGCAUUAAAAGCACAUUUCAUGUGUCUUCAACCCUAAGUAAAGUUGAAUGAAACUUA